AUGCAGAAGGGUCCAUCUGAGGAUAAGACAAAGCAAAAACCUGGACCAAACCUGGACCCAAACCCUCACAUGGAGCAGCAGACCGGUGCUGAGCACGCAGAGUCCCGGGAUGGCGACAAGACUGCAGCUGGCUGCUCUCACCCUAGCCCUGUGUCUCCUGGUAAAGGGUCAAUGGAGAAUCUGGGGAAGUUUCUGGAAUGCGCUGAUGUCAAUGAUUCAACAUCGUUCACAGAUGACAACUUCGUUGCACACGUUUACAACAACUUCAGUGGUCAGGGUCCCCAGGGAGUGGUGGGGGGCGAUAUUGAGGACCAGGUUCCAGGUCAGUUCCAGUUUGGUUCCGGUUUGGCAAAUAUUGACCUUCCCACUGAGCUUCUGAAAGAGGAAGAGGAAAACACAAUUGCCAUCUUUCUGAUCCGUUCUCCCAUUAAUUUAGAGGAUUUCGGUGUCCUAGAUGGACGCCUUUUUGGGAUUAGCGUCUGUGAUAAGAACAUCUCAGGGUUGAGCCAGUGCAUCAAUAUCACAGUGAAUUUAAACAUCUCUGACGACACAAAGGAACCAUCUUGUGUAUUUUUGGACUUCUCAAACAAAAGUAAGGAUGAUCUCUUGGUGAUGCUGAUGGUGUCUCCUAAUAUCACCAAGGCCCAUGUUGUGAACCUCACCUACAUCUCUGUGAUUGGCUGUAGCAUCUCUCUCGCUUUCCUGCUUCUCACCGUCUUCCUGUUCCUCAUCCAGAGGCAAGUGGACUCAGACGUGUCUAAGAAGGUGCAUAUUAAUUUGGCUAUAGCCCUGAUUCUGCUGAAUGCCCAUUUCCUGCCCAGCCACUGGGUGGCAUCUAUGGCACCCUCUGGUGGCUGUGUUUAUAUUGCCAUCAUGCUGCACUACUGCCUACUGGCCACUUUCAGCUGGAUGGCCAUCGAGGGCUUCCAUCUUUACCUGCUUCUGGUGCGCGUCUUCAACACCUACAUCAACAGAUACCUGCUCAAGCUGGGUCUGUUGGGCUGGGGCAUUCCUGCUGUUGUUGUAUGUUUAAUCCUGAUCAUCGACAAAGAUGUUUAUGGGCUUGUAACUGUCAUACCCCCUGGAAAUGAUUCCAACAGCACACUACAGAUGUGCUACAUCAGCAGUGAUGUGGUGAAGCUGGUCACCACGGUCGGGGGCUUCGCGCUGGUGUUUGUGUGUAACCUGGGUGUGCUGGUGGUGACUGUGAGGCUGGUCCUGCAGCUGCGCCUCAGUGGCGCCCCCCCAGGAGAGAAGAGUAAGGGCGGCCGCAUGGGGAGAGACGCCUGCUCACUCAUGGCCGUGUCCUGCAUGCUGGGCAUCACAUGGGGCCUCGUCUUCCUCUCCUUUAGUCAGCUAACCCUGGCCGGCAUCUACCUCUUCUGCAUACUCAACUCUUUCCAAGGCAAGGCAAGUGUUCUUCAUGUGUCUCCUGACUCUGCAGGCUUCUUCAUCUCCAUGUGGCUCUGUGCAACCAGACACUCCCAGAGCACACAGAGCCAAAGCAGCACUGAGACACACAGCAGCAAGACCUGA
Messenger RNA from Clupea harengus (Atlantic herring), 1536 nucleotides. Its product is annotated as adhesion G-protein coupled receptor G5-like. The transcript has 13 exons. Gene Ontology annotation, molecular function: G protein-coupled receptor activity. Gene Ontology annotation, biological process: adenylate cyclase-activating G protein-coupled receptor signaling pathway; cell surface receptor signaling pathway. Lineage: Eukaryota; Metazoa; Chordata; Actinopteri; Clupeiformes; Clupeidae. Bases 1 to 1536 code for a protein of 511 amino acids. Gene Ontology annotation, cellular component: plasma membrane. The record is from RefSeq and is a predicted model, not a curated record.